This is a messenger RNA of Capronia epimyces CBS 606.96, 1488 nucleotides long. RefSeq lists its product as uncharacterized. The record is from RefSeq and is a predicted model, not a curated record. Gene Ontology annotation, molecular function: heme binding; oxidoreductase activity, acting on paired donors, with incorporation or reduction of molecular oxygen; monooxygenase activity. Lineage: Eukaryota; Fungi; Ascomycota; Eurotiomycetes; Chaetothyriales; Herpotrichiellaceae. Bases 1 to 1488 code for a protein of 495 amino acids. The transcript is spliced from 4 exons.
AUGGCAGACUUGCCAGCGGUGUUCAGCAUCGCGAACAUCGCCUUCCUGACCGUGUUCUACUACCUCGCCAGAAGCGUGUAUCGGCUCUUCCUGCAUCCGCUCAGCAAAGCCCCUGGGCCGUGGUACCUGGCCAUUUCGACCAUCCCGGGCACAUACUACAUCUGCAUCAGCGGCCGCUAUAACCAGCUGAACCGGAGGCUGCACGAGCACUAUGGGCCGAUUGUGCGCGUCGGCCCCAACAAGCUCAGCGUCAGGGGCGAGAUCGGCUGGCAGGCCAUCUACGGCCACAAGCCGCGCGAGGCGGAAGAAUGGUCCAAAUGGCCCGCCUUCUUCGUCAACAUCCCGCCCGACAUCACCACCGCACCCACGGCCGAACACCGCCGGCUGCGCAGGGAGAUCAUUCGGGCCUUUUCCGACAAGGCGAUCCAGGAGCAGCAGUCCAUCUUCCACCACUACGCCAAUCUGUUGAUCCAGCGCUGGCGCGAGCGAGACCAGACCGUCAUCGACCUGGCCAAGUGGUUCAACUUCUUCACCUUCGACACCUUCGGCGACCUGGCGUUCGGCGAGCCGUUUGGCUCGCUGCAGGGCGGCGAGUCACAUCCGUGGGUGAACCUGAUCUUCGACAGCAUCAAAAUCAACAAGAUGUCGGGCUUUCUGGAAGAGUUCCCCUUGAUCAAGAGACUCGCCAUCCUGCUGACCCCGCCCGACCUCAAGCGCCGCGCCACCGAGCACUUUGAGCUCAGCGAGCAGAAGAUCCGACAGAGGCUGACACGCGACCGGGGCGACCGCAAAGACUUUGUCUCGUAUAUCUGGAAAUCUGACGGCACGGGCUUGACCCAGCAGGAACUGGAGCGGAAUGCCUCCACCUUGAUCGUGGCCGGCAGUGAGACCACCGCCACCACGUUGUCAGCCCUGAUCUCCUACCUCCUGAGGAAUCCGGACAAGUAUGACCGGAUUGCGCACGAGAUCCGCUCGACGUACAAGGGCGGCGACGAGGAGGUGACUCUGCUGGAUGCCGCCAAUGUUCCCUACGUCCACGCGUGCAUCGAAGAGACAUUGCGCCUCUUUCCCGCCGUGCCCAUCGGCGCUCCCAGGCAGGUCGGCGCCAGUGGAGGAUUUAUUGAGCAAUACCGUCUGCCUCCGAAGACUUUACUCGAAGUGCCCCAAUGGGCCACGCACCGAGCCAGCGUCAACUUCCGAGACCCAGACGACUUUAUUCCAGAACGAUGGCUGCCCGCCAGCCACGCGUGGUAUGACGAGAAGUAUGCCAAUGACAACAGAGGGGUGGUGCAGUCCUUUUCCUAUGGACCGCGUGCCUGUCUGGGAAGAACCCUCGCUUAUCACGAGAUGAGAUUCAUCCUCUCGCUUAUCCUGAAAAACUUCGACUUCGAGCCCACGCCCGAAGGGGCAAACUGGGUGGAGAGGUGUGAGCACUAUUUCUUCUGGGUCAAGCCACCCUUGCCUGUGAAGUUGAGGGGGCUGAAGUGA